GGCCACUCCAACUGCUUCUGCCAUGUGCUCCUCAAGCAACCAAUCAGCCUCGUGCACGGGCCUCACAUCCCCUCUGUCAGGCAACCCUUUGCGUGGCGCAACUAUCACCAACACCCUACUUUUACUGAUUUCUUGCAACCGCUGUCUUUGAACUUUGUGUAGCUCUUCCAAGCAUUCAGGCCUUGUGCGACACUUUCUCAGUACAUCGCUGUGUUAUGGCGACCUUCUCCAUCCUCCCCACUGAGCUCGUGGAGUACAUCGUAUCUUAUCUCGCCCAACACGACAUAUACGCUGUUUGCCGAGUCAAUAAGAGCCUUUCCAAUCUAGCCACGCCAUUCCUGUACCGUCAUGUUGAUCUCUUCAUACCGCCCGGCAACGAACUCCCCAGGAUCGAUCGCUUCUGCCUAAACAUCAUCAACGACAACCGCAAAGCCAACAAUGUCGAGUCAAUCCGCUUGGGACUGUCCCCCAGCGAGGAUGUAAAACAGGGCCAGCGGUGGCUGGCACCAGACAAGACCUUUGACGAUCAGCUGAUGUUUCGGAAAGCCAUGGUCGCGUUGAGCGACGAGACGUUGGUGGCUGCCGGAGACUAUCUGAGAGACGCCAUCUACAUGCGCGAAUACGCUGCUUAUGCAGCGCUUGCUCUUCUCGUCCUUCCAAAACUUCGUCGACUCGACGUUGCAGAUUACAAGUCGGCCACCUUCGACCACCUCCAUAAUGUACUCCGCAAUCUCGACCCCGGAACUUUAUGGAACCGGCGCUAUCCAUCACAAGUUCUUCUUGAUCGCCUCUCAUCCAUCAAAGAAGUAUCCCUCAUGGUUGAUCGCAAGACCGGGGUUUGGUAUCCAGGAGACAACAACCGCAAUCCGAUCGGCCACUUCUUGAACAUCCCAGGUAUUGAGAAACUCGAACUUUUCAGUCUAGGCGGGCAGUCGCAAUUCCAUGGCCAUGCUGUAGUAAAUUCAAUUGUAGAUCGCCCAAGAGCUACUAACAUCACUACAUUGGUCUUCCGACACUCGGGUGCCUUUACACCGGGUCUGCAUUCGGUGUUUCAAUGCACGCCAAAGCUACGGUCUCUGACGUACGACUUCUACUUCAACGCGCAGGCACAGACUACCGACCAAGGGCAUCUACUCAUGGUAGACGCCUGGAACGAGUAUCUCAAGCCCUUGCAAUCCACCCUGGAAGUUUUAGUCCUCGGCGCGGAAUACUGCGACCCAGACGCCUACUUCUUCGCCCAGCCUCGCAUUGGCGACCGACUUUACGGCUUCCUUGAUCUCACCUUCUUCACUAAACUACAUACUUUAGAAGGUGCCUUCCCCUUCCUGACCGGCGACGUCGAGUUCUCCAUCACAAAGGAGAUCUACCCUCUCUUCCCGCCAAACCUACGCCACCUCACGCUACGACCCGAUCUCUCGCACGCCCACCUCCCCUUCCCCUUUGAUUCCUCCAUCCUACCCAACGGCCUCACAUUCGAGGAGUCAAAAAAAGAGGCGCAGUGCCUGAUGAACGCCCGCAUGGACGUAUCCUACAUGUUCCAAGCCUCCCUCUCUCUCCUCGACUUCACUCCGACUCUAGAAUCCAUGUCGGUCUGGCAACCCGCCGAUCCGUCACUCGAGUGGUUCGACGGCCAGAUUGAAGACUUUGCGACAACGUGUCGGAACAAGAAUAUCACGGGCAAACUUCUGAAGCCUAUGCUGCUUCGGUGGAAGAAGGCGGAACAUUGGGAUUUAAUGAAGGAGACGACGCUUUAUGAUCGGAGUGAUCCGCAGUUGGGUAGUGUGGAUAGGCUUUGGAGGGGGGAAUGGGAGGGUAGGCCGCUUGGAAUGGGGAGUCAGUAUCAUUUGAAUGCGCUGGGCAAGGGGAAGGUGAAGUUGCGUCGGUAGGAGGCUGCUGGGUUCGCCGAGACAUAUGUCUGUUACGCCUUUCCCGCAAUUUCUUCCGGCCAAAGGAUGUCUUCUUUCUCGGGCAUUCCAAUACAAUCUCAGAGAAGCCCUGGCACAUUUCCAAUUGCUCACAGGCAAACUUUUGCCAACCAAUAGCUUUCACCCAACGUGCCCAAGCACACUCAUCAUCUCUCACCCACCACCGCCAGCACCAACACAAACGACCGUGGCUACCGACUAUGACUUCUCCGAC
Alternaria rosae is the source of this 2139-nucleotide messenger RNA. RefSeq lists its product as uncharacterized. The record is from RefSeq and is a predicted model, not a curated record. Gene Ontology annotation, molecular function: protein binding. The transcript has a single exon. The coding region runs from base 216 to 1886 and encodes 556 amino acids. Lineage: Eukaryota; Fungi; Ascomycota; Dothideomycetes; Pleosporales; Pleosporaceae.